AUGAAUACUCGUUCACAAAGAGGAUAUAAUGAUAACAAUGACAAUUAUCCAAAUUUCUACAAUAAUCAACGGAGAAAUGGUGGAAGAAAUAAUAGAUACUUAGUUGGACCACCAUAUGUUCCAUCAACUUAUCGAUCUCAACCUGAGCUUAAGUUUAAAGUAACCAAUGUUCCAUAUAGAGCAACAACCGCCGAGCUGAAAGAAUAUUUCAGCUCAUAUGGUAGUGUUCAUGAAUUGUAUAUUGACUUAGAUGAUAGUGAUGGAACAGAACGGCCAACUGGAAUUAUUUUUAUUACAUUUAGACCUCCUCCACGGCAACCAUUCUGGAAUAAUGCUGUUCGUUUUCAUGGUCGAGAAUUAAGAUUCGAAUAUAAACCAUAUAAUAAUAAAUUUUUAGAUUAUUCUGAUAGUGAAUAUAAGAUUAAAGAAGAUUGUAUUUACGCAGAAAGCGUUGAUAUGGGUACAUUUAUUCAGCCCAAAACCUUUGCCCCAGAGGCAAGGUUUACUGAAAAAAUAAAAUUUUCUCUCGAUUAUAAGUGGCGUAGUAUUACUAUUCAGUUCGGAUUUCAAAAAGAACAUAUUUUCAAGUUGGAAAUUCAGUUCAAUCAUAUCGAUGGUGAAGUUUUAGUUGAAUUUGAGGGCUCUAACCAUCAAUAUUCAAAAGCUCAUCUUACAGUUGCAAGCAAAUUUCCUGCGAAAUAUUGGAUCUUCAAACCUAAUGCUCAAUCUGGAAACCAAUUUAGUUGGAGACAUGAUGAGUGUUGGAUGAGAAAGACUGAAAUUCGUGUUGUUCCACGAAGUCGUGAGGAACAAACUUUGCCUUUACAACUCAAUAUGCCAAAUAGGAGUGAUCAAAUUAGUAGAUGGCUUGCAUUUAGAGUCACUUUUGAUUUUAAUGAUGUAAAUACAGAUUACAUAGAUUUUGAGCAGAUAUUGAGAAGAGCUUAUGGUUAUAAUCUUCUAUCAAACCCCGGUGACCCUAAUCUUCGCAUAAGGGUCUUACCAGCAGAAUCAGGUUCAAAAAUCACAGAUAGGUCUAUGCUACCUUUUGAUGUUCUUUAUGCGAUUGAAAGUAAUAUUUCCCAUAACUUUUUAAAUGAACAUAACCUUUCUGAAGAAUUCUACCGUAUUUUAGCACGUCAAUCCCCUAACGUUGCAAUUCAUAUAAUGAACAGAAUUUUCGCGCACAAAAAAAGAAUUUAUGAUCCACUUUCUUUUCUAAAACGUGAAAUUUCAAAUUUAAAUGAUAAUGUGAUUAAAACAGAUUGUGUACCUCAUUAUUGUGUGCUAAUGAGAAAAGUAGUGGUAACACCUACAACUAUGUACAUGUUACCACCUGUAAUGGAAACAUCAAAUAGAGUCAUUAGACAUUUCAAAAAUUACAAGAACAAUUUUUUACGUGUUCAAUUCACUGAUGAAGAUUCCGAAAAAGUUUCUUAUACAUCAGGAAGUACAAAUACAGCAAUCUACAAUCGAAUAUUUAGAGUACUUUUACAUGGAAUAAGAAUUGGUGAUCGUCAUUAUGAAUUUUUAGCAUUUUCUGCUAGCCAAUUAAGGGAUCAUUCAUGUUGGUUUUUCGCAUCAAUACCAAAUGAAAUAUCUGCCGAUAAGAUUCGGGAAUGGAUGGGCGAUUUUUCUAAUAUUAAAAAUGUUGCCAAAUAUGCUGCUCGAAUGGGUCAUUGUUUCUCUAGUACACGUGCUGUUUCAAAUUUACAAGUUGAUGAUAUUAGUGAAAUUCCUGAUAUUAUUAGGAAUGGUUACGUAUUUUCUGAUGGAAUAGGAAAGAUUUCACCAAAGUUAGCAAAAACUGUUGCCCAAGCAUUGGAAUUUAAACAUGUUCCAAGUGCUUUUCAGUUCCGAUUAGGAGGUUAUAAAGGUGUUUUAUGUCAAUCACGGUAUUUACGAAAUAAUCAAAUUCAAGUUAGACCUAGUCAAUGCAAAUUUGAAUCAAAACAUAAUAUAUUAGAAAUCAUUAGAGGGUCAAGAAUGAUUACCGCAUACCUUAAUCGACAAGCGAUUACGAUAUUGUCAACAUUAGGUGUGCCUGAUGAGGUAUUUAUUUCGAUGCAAAAUGAUCAAGUUGAGGAGUUGGAUAGGAUGCUUAAAAAUGAGGAGAUGGCUAUCCGUGUACUAAAUAGUAAUAUUGAUGAGCAUGAUGUUACACGUAUGAUGUCCGAUCUUGUAAAAGCCAAAUUUUUCCAAAGGAACGAUCCUUAUAUAGUAAACCUUAUUUCUUUAUUCCGAAUUACAAUGUUAAGGAGCUUAAAGAAGAAAGCUAAAAUUCGUAUUGAUGAUGGAGCCUUUUUGUUAGGUGUAUUGGACGAAACGGAAACUUUGAAGGAUGAUCAAAUUUAUUGUUGCAUCUCCGAUCCACGAAAUCCGGGGGCGAGAAGAGUAAUAACCGGAAAUUGUAUUGUAUUCCGUAAUCCUUGUUUUCAUCCUGGGGACGUUCGUGUCGUCAACGCUGUUAACUGUAAAAGCCUAGACUAUCUUGUCGAUGUGGUGGUUUUUCCAGCGACUGGAUAUCGUGAUAUUCCUAGCCAACUUAGUGGUGGUGAUUUAGAUGGCGAUGAUUUCACGAUAAUUCAUGAUCCAAGUUUAAUGCCUAAAAUUAAAAACGUUGAGCCAAUGGAUUAUAGAGCUCCUGAACCAAUUCUAGUUGAUAAUGUAACCAUUGAAGACAUUAAAAGAUUUUUUAUAAAUUAUAUAUUGUCAGAUAAUUUGGGCUUAAUUUCUAAUGCACACUUGGCUAAAGCUGAUUUGGCAGAAAAUGGAGCUUUUCAUGGUAAAUGUCUACGUUUGGCUCAGCUAAAUUGUGAAGCAGUAGAUUUUCCAAAGACUGGUAUUCCUGCUGAAUUUCCUAAUGAACUUAGAGCAAGAGAUGUACCUGAUUUUAUGGAAAAGUUUGAUAAAGCUACUUAUAGUUCAAAAAAAGUUCUUGGAAAAUUAUAUCGAUUGAUAAAAGUCUCUGAUUUCGAUCCUUACACAAAAAUUAUAUUCGAUGAGAGGUUAAUAGUUCCGGGAUUCGAAUUCUAUUUAGAAGGAGCAAGAAUUUAUAAAGAAGAAUAUGAUUCAGAAUUACGUAGUUUAAUGAAUCAAUACGGUUUAUUAUCUGAAUAUGAAGCCGUAAGUGGUUUCAUCAUUAGUACUACUCUUAUAGUUGGAAAGAAGAAACCACGUGAGACACAGAAUACUGUAGCGAACAUGGUAGCAGCGAUUAAAAGUCGUUAUAAAGAAAAAUUUGAACGAGAAUUUUAUGGAGAAGGAACAAAUGUAGUAUCACCUGAAGCAUAUAAUCUAAUGAAGGUUAAAGCCUCUGCGUGGUAUUACGUUACAUAUCAUCAUUCAGAGUUAAAAGAAGAUCCUGAAGAGAGGAUGAUAUCGUUCCCAUGGGUAAAUUAUGAGAUUUUGUGUGAAAUAGCAAUUAAAAACAAUUCUAAAAUGAAUACGAAUUUAAAUAAUCAAGAAGUAACAUCAUCAAAUCGUUCACCAGCUAUUUCUUCUUCAUCAUCUUUCAGAGAGCCUGUUCAAUAUCGACACGCUAUUGACUACCGAUCCCAUAUGUUAGAUGACUUGGAAAAUGAAGAUGAUGGGAUCGGUAGGCUUCAGCGCUUAGUUGCCCAACAAUCUCUUCAACAAACUGAUUCGUAUUAA
Molecule: messenger RNA, 3654 nt
Organism: Dentiscutata erythropus
Lineage: Eukaryota; Fungi; Glomeromycota; Glomeromycetes; Diversisporales; Gigasporaceae
Source: the annotation of a GenBank genome assembly